Camellia sinensis is the source of this 1238-nucleotide messenger RNA. RefSeq names its product putative 2-oxoglutarate-dependent dioxygenase AOP1. NCBI's taxonomy places the organism in Eukaryota, Viridiplantae, Streptophyta, Magnoliopsida, Ericales, Theaceae. The record is from RefSeq and is a predicted model, not a curated record.
UCUCUCCAUAGUUCACUAGGUGAGAGAGAAACUUAAAAAUAAUGGGCUCCCUUACACAGCACAAACUUCCUAUUAUAGACUUCACUAAAGAAAACUUGAAGCCUGGUACAAGUUCAUGGCACAAGGCAAGCAAACAAGUCCUUUCUGCCCUAGAAGAGUAUGGGUGUUUCGUAGCCGUGUAUGAUGAAGUUUCAUUAGAUCUUCACGACAAAGUUUUCAACAAGUUGGAAGAGCUGUUUGAUCUCCCCACAGCUACCAAAAUGCAAAACAAGUCCAGUAAACCUUUGUAUGGCUAUGUGGGUCAAAUCCCAGUAGUCCCACUCUACGAAAGUAUGGGGAUUGAUGAUGCAAAUACACUUGAAGGAAUUCAAAACUUCAGCAAAGUCAUGUGGCCUAAUGGAAAUGAUGGUUUUAGUGAAGCAAUGAUACCAUUUUCAAAGGCAAUAUCAGAGUUAGAACAAAUGGCGGUGAAGAUGGUGUUUGAGAGCUAUGGAGUAGAGAAAUACUAUGAGCCUCACCUCAAGUCGGCCUCGUACCUAUCUCGAGUAAUGAAAUACAGAAAGCCAGAGAUGAAUGAGAGUAAUAUGGGUUUUGUAGCUCACACUGAUAAGAGCUUUAUGUCUAUAAUUCAUCAAAAACAACAAAUUGAUGGUUUGGAGGUUAAGGCCAAAGAUGGAGAGUGGUUUCGUGUUGAGCUUUCUCCUUCAUCCUUUGUAGUCAUGGCUGGGGAUGCAAUCUUGGCAUGGAGCAAUAACAGGAUUCACUCUCCUCAUCAUCGAGUCAUGAUGAACGGCGACAAAGACAGAUACUCCCUUGCACAAUUCUCAUUCAUGAAAGGGAUGGUGAAAGCACCAGAGGAAUUAGUUGAUCAUGACCACCCGUUGCAGUUUAAACCGUUUGAUCAUAUUGAGUUUCUUGAAUUCUACAGUAGACCGGAGAACAGAAGGCUGGAGAGUGCUAUUAGAACCUACUGUGGCAUUUGAGAUAUGUCUGUUGAUCCAAUAAAACUUAAUCUGUCUUAGAUUUCUGUAUGUAUUUGAUAAUUUUCCUGGUUAGGUUUGUUAAGGUUAUAUUUGUAAAAAUUAAGGAUGUGUGGUCUUUAUAGUCCUUUACCUUAAAAUGUCAUGUUAUCUAAUCUGUGUAAUUAGGUUGUUAUGUUUGGUACGCUAAAAUGGACUGGAAUAGAAAGUGUGCGUUGUUACUCAAAAGUCGGCUUGAAGUAUAUAAUAAAAGCUCUC